AUGUGUUAUACUUGCAUUAAUGUACUUAGAAGAGAAGAAGCAUAUAAGAAUAAAUUUACAAACACAAAAAAAGAAUGUAUACGUUAUUUUCGAAGCUAUUCAAGUUUUGCAGCUACAUAUACAUCUGAACAGAUAAAUGAAUUGCUUGAUAAAGCUAAAAAAGAUAGAGUUAAGUCUAAUAAGCCAUCUGAAAAGGUACUCAAUAUAACACAGAUACGAGCUUCUAUACAACAAAAACUAAAAUUUAAAGAAAUUGAUAAAGAGGCAUGUAAGUUUAAAGCUGUGAAUAUAUUAUUACCCAUAUUAAAUGAAGCUGAUAAUGAUGGAUACGGUAUACUUGAUAUAUCGGAUAGUGAAUCGUCUGAUAAAGAUGAUAAUAUAAAUCAAAGUACUGGUAAUAUACAAACAGUAAAUGAUUGGUGA
This is a messenger RNA of Funneliformis geosporum, 423 nucleotides long. Lineage: Eukaryota; Fungi; Glomeromycota; Glomeromycetes; Glomerales; Glomeraceae. The record is from the annotation of a GenBank genome assembly.